Molecule: messenger RNA, 3185 nt
Organism: Cannabis sativa
Lineage: Eukaryota; Viridiplantae; Streptophyta; Magnoliopsida; Rosales; Cannabaceae
Product: putative disease resistance protein At1g50180
Exons: 1
Coding region: 179-3070 (963 amino acids)
Biological process (GO): defense response to other organism
Molecular function (GO): ADP binding
Source: RefSeq, a predicted model, not a curated record
GACAAGACAAAGUGGUCUUCAAACUCAGUCAAAUUCAACAAUGUCGGCCAUAUUUAUAUUAAUAAUUCAUUGAUGGUGUUCCCACGUUCCUUGAAUCUUCACUUACAACUCACUUGUGGAUAUUUGUUUUGUUUAUGUAUGAAAUGCUGCAAAAGUAAUAAGCAGUGUAAAUAUAGCAAUGGCAGAGAGUCUAUUAAUAUCCCAAUUAGCUGAGGCAGUUGUAUCUCAAGCAGUAGGAAGACUCAGUGAGCUAAUAAUCAACGAAGGUGCAUCAUUGAGCAGUGUGAAGGCAGAUGUGGAGAGGCUACGAGAUGAGCUACAUCGAAUGCACUGCUUCUUUGAAGAUGCAGAUCGCAGGCCACACCACCAAGACAAGCGCCUUCGCCAUUGGAUAUCAGAACUUAGAGGUGUUGCUAAUGAUGUUGAGGAUGUUAUUGAGAUGUUCAUCUCCAAUGUCUCCUCUUCUUGCCUCCAAUUCUUCUACCUCCGCAGACUCAGGAGCCAAAUCAAUUCCAUCAAAACUAAGAUGGAAGAUAUCUUUAAAAGCUCCCAAACUUACCGGAUUGAAUCUAGUAGUCGUAGUAGUAGUAGUAGUAGUAGAAGAGUUGAAGGGACUAGUAGUUCUGUUUCUGAGCUACAGCGGCGUCUGAGGAGAUCUUGUCCAGAUGACAAUGAUGAUGAUGAUUAUGUUGUGAGCAUGGAGCAUAGUGUGAAGGCUUUGAAAGAUGAGUUGAUCAUGUUGAAGAAGGAAGAUGAUGAUGAUCAACUCUCCAUAGUUUCUGUGGUUGGCAUGGGUGGAUUAGGUAAGACCACUCUUGCUAAGUUGGUUUAUAAAAGUAAUGAUGUUAAACAACACUUUGAUUGUUGUGCUUGGGUUUUCAUAUGCCAACAAUAUGUUUCUAAGGAUAUUUUGUAUGAAAUCUUAGUUCAAAUUGAUAGGGGUAGUGAUAGAGAGAAAAUAAGGAAUUUGAAUGAGAAUGAGAUGAGUGAUAGGCUUAAGAGUGAGUUAAAAGGGAAGAGGUAUCUUGUGGUUCUUGAUGAUAUUUGGAGAAUUGAGGCUUGGGAUUGUAUCAAAAGAGCUUUCCCUUUAGGAAAUAGUAGUAGUAAAGUGCUUUUCACUACUCGAAACAAAGAAUUAGCAUUGUCUGUUAAUCCAUGUAGCUCUCCAAUUGAGCCCUCUUUUUUAACAUUUGAAGAGAGCUGGCAAGUACUUGUACAAAGGCAAGCUUUUCGGAGAAGCGGUUUUGGACUAGAAUUUGAGAUGUUGGGUAAGGACAUGGUGAAAAAAUGCGGAGGACUGCCUCUAGCAAUUGUUGUUCUUGGAGGGCUGUUGAGAACAAGAAGUUCACUUGAAGAAUGGAAAGAGGUUCAGAAAGAUGUUAACUCACACUUGAAUAAGCUCCAAUCACAUCAAGAGUAUGAAGGUGUGAAUGGCAUUUUAGCCUUGAGCUACUAUGAUCUACCUUACUACUUGAAACCAUGUUUUUUGUAUUUGGGAAGCUUUCCAGAAGACAGAGAUAUAGAGAAAAAGACAUUGAUUCGGUUAUGGAUUGCAGAGGGAUUUGUACAAAAACUGAAAAGAGAAGAGGCAAAUGAGGAAACAUUGGAAAAUGUAUGUGAACAAUACUUGAGAGAGCUUACAAAUAGGUGCAUGAUUCAAGUGAGCAAAAGGAACAAUUCAGGAGUGGGAGUGAAAACAUACCGAGUACAUGAUCUUAUGCGAGACUUGUGCGUGUCUAAGGCGAAAGAAGAGAACUUUUUUCAGGUCAUUCAACAUCAAAAUGAGAGUAACAUGUCAGAGCAGGGAGGUUCUUCAAUUCAUCAUGGUGCUAAAACAAUCUUUUCACGGAAAAUUGUUCUUCAUGUUGGGUGUGAUCUCGAUUUGUGUAAAGUUCAACUCCGUCUCCAUUCCCUUUUAUGUUUCGACAACGGGCAUUUUCUUGUGAGUAGCUUAAGAAAGAAGACUUUCAUGUUCUUAAGAACACUAAUACUUGGAAACACUUGUUUGGGAGAUAACAACUUUAAGAUUCUGAAACAAAUCUGCACACUCAUACACUUGAGGUACCUUGGGCUGCAAAAAUCUAAUAAUCUGCACAAAUUGCCAAAAUGCAUAGCCAACUUGCGUAGCUUGCACACUUUGGAUCUUCGAUACAGCAAUGUCAAAAUGCUACCUACAUCAAUAUCAAGACUGACACGUCUGACACAUCUUAUGAGUGAUAAACCUUUAAUGCUCAUGGACAAAGAAUCAGGUAACAAGUUUCUUAAUUUUGCUGUUUUAAGUGUUAAUCCUGCUAAACCGACGCCAACCAAUCCGGCGCAGCCUACCACACCUAUGCUCAUAAGGGAUGUCUUAAUCUUCAAAUAUGAUGUUCUUCUCCAACUUACUAAUCUUCAAGAGCUAAAAAUGCUACUUAGAAGCAAAGAAGAAGCUACAAAGGUGCUAGAAUCGGCCAUCAUAAAAGGCGGUAGAAUUCGAUCCUUGGAUCUUGACAUGGUGUUUCAUGGACAUGUACUUCAAAAUCAACUAGCACCACCACCACCAAUGCCUUUUCCAAGUCUAAAAUCACUCUCUAAAUGCUACCUUCUCAAUAAACUACGUCUAAGGGGGCCAAUAGAAAAAGAUUCUUUGCAAUUUCUGUCCACAAGCCUAGUCAAAUUGACUUUGGAACAUACAUGUAUUCAACAAGACCCUAUGGCAGUACUGGAACAGCUACCAAAUUUAAAGCUUCUACAGUUGCAUUCUUUUUCUUAUAUUGGUUCCAAAUUGGUUUGCUCUGCCAAUGGCUUUCCUAAACUAGAGACUCUUCGGCUUUGUCACUUGCAAAGACUGAAGGAGUGGGAAAUAGAGAAAGAUUCCAUGCAAUGCCUGAAGAGAUUAGAGCUUGAACAACUUCUGAAACUGAAGAUGAUUCCUGAUGGCUUGAAAUUCGUUACUACUCUUAGGCAAUUAGAUGUUAUAGAAAUGACAGAGAUUUUUGAAGAAAGGAUUAAAGUGAGUGAAGGACUUGAAGGGGAAGAUUACAACAAAGUGCGCCACAUUCCCUCCAUCUCAACUAGAAGACUUUAUUAAGAAUAGCUGCAACUUUAUUCUCAUCAUUAAAUUGUUGCUCAGUCUCAUCUCAACUCAAACCAGUAUCAUAAUACAAAUUACAAUGCUAUCUUUUCUUUAAAUAGAGCUAUCCUUA